Molecule: messenger RNA, 2397 nt
Organism: Humulus lupulus (European hop)
Lineage: Eukaryota; Viridiplantae; Streptophyta; Magnoliopsida; Rosales; Cannabaceae
Exons: 4
Coding region: 1-2397 (798 amino acids)
Source: RefSeq, a predicted model, not a curated record
AUGGAGCAGGAAGUGGAAUAUGAGUGGCUUCCCAUUAAAUGUAAAGCAUGUACUGGUUUUGGUCAUGCUGAGAUGGAAUGUCAAAAAGAGCUGAAAACAAAAUGGGUCAAAAAAGAAACUACAUCUAAGGAGGAGGUGAAGGCUAGGCCGAAUACUGAGGGGGAAAAAUCUACUGGUUUGGAGAAUGUAGAUUUAGUUUCUGUGGAAAAGGAAGGGGAUCCGAGUAUCAUUUCUGAAAAGGAAAGCGCACCAGUCACUACAUCAGAGGGUAACCAGAAUAACUCUCAAGCUAUCCCAAUUAUUGAUAAAGAUAAGCAGCAAAGCACUAAAUGGCUUACUCCUAAACGAGUAGCCUUUCAUCCGAAAUCUGGGCAACAGUCUGUUCCUUUUACAAAGAAUUCAGAGGGUAGAAUUUUGAUUGUGUGGAGGAAGGUUUUUGUCAAGGUUACAAUUAUUGAGGAUUCUCCUCAAUUUGUACACUGCUUGGUUUCGAUGGUUGGUCAGAAGCACAGGUUCUAUGUCACUAUUGUCUAUGGCUUCAAUGCUAUAGAAGGUAGAAGGAGUUUGUGGGAAGGGUUACUUAGACUUUCUCUUGUGCAUGAAGCUUGGAUUAUUUUAGGGGAUUUUAAUGCUCCUUUUUCUGGUAUGGAUAGAAUUGGAGGUAAUCCUAUUUCUGGUGUUGAAUUGGUGGAUUCAGUUCGUUGGCUCGAGGUGGAUCAUUUGGUUCCCUUAAAAAUUUUAGGUUCGUUUUUCACCUGGACUAAUAAUCAAAGUGGUUCAGCUCGCAUUUAUUCCAAAAUUGAUCAUGUUUUCAUAAAUGAGACUUGGUUUGAUCAUUUUCCUCAUGCUACUGCUGUCUUUAAGUGGGAAGUUGUUUCCGAUCACUGCUUUUGUAUUAUCAAUAUUCAGUCUAAGUUCCUGGAAGUGGUGCGGCUCAGCUGGAAUUUACCUGUUAAAGCUACUGGUUUACAGGCUCUUUUCUUAAAAUCCCUGAGGCUGAAACAUGCUUUAAAGAAGUUUAAUCAUAAUACCUUUGGAGAUAUUGGUUUGAGAUUUGAUUUGGCUAAAGAAAAUCACCAGGCUGCUCAGUUAAAAGCCCAAGCAUUCCCAUCUGAGUUUGGUUACCAGCAAAAUGUUAAGGAAGCUACUGAAGCUUAUCUUCAAAGGAGAGCUGAUAAUGGUAUAGCUUCUUUUGUUAAUGAUCAAGGUCAGCUGGUGGAUAAUUUUCCUGAGGUUGGCUCUCAUUUUGUUGGGCAUUUCAGAAGUUAUUUAGGGAGUCGGAGUUCAGCUACAGGCAACAUUAAUACGGACUGUAUAAACUUGGGACCUAAGCUUUCAAUAGAUCAUCAAACUUUACUAUUAAAACCCUUUUCUCCCAAGGAAAUUCGGAUGGCUUUAUAUGGUAUUCCUUCUAACAAAUCACCAGGUCCGGAUGGUUAUGGCUCAGGAUUUUUCAAGGCUGCCUGGCAGAUUGUUGGCAAGGAGGUCUGUUCUGCUAUCAGUAACUGCUUUGAAACAGGGAGUUUUCCAUCAGACAUGCAUGAAACUUCUCUGUCCUUAAUCCCUAAGGUGGCUAAUCCUUCUCGAGCUAUUGAUUAUAGGCCAAUUGCGUGUUGCACUACAUUAUAUAAAUGUAUUGCUAAGCUCUUAUGCUCUCGUUUGGCGUUGGUCCUCCCUGCUAUUGUUCAGUCGAACCAGGGGGCAUUUAUUAGGGGUCGUUCAAUAGCUCAUAAUAUCGUGAUCUUUCAAGAUCUUAUUAAAAAUUAUGGUCAGGCUGUUACUUCCCCAAGAUGUGCCAUAAAGAUUGAUUUGAGCAAGGCUUAUGACACGGUAGAUUGGCAAUUCCUUGAGGACCUCUUAAAUGCUCUAUGUUUUCCUAUGAAGUUUAUAGGUUGGAUUAUGAUGUGUUUAAGAAAUACUUCUUAUUCGUUACUCAUGAAUGGUCGAGUUCAAGGUAAAUUCAAGGGUAAGAAGGGGCUGCGUCAGGGAGAUCCAAUGUCUCCUCUAUUAUUUGUUCUUAUCAUGGAAUAUUUGACUCAGAGACUUCAACUUGCUGCUCUUGAUCCUUCUUUCAGAUUUCACCCUAUGUGCAAGAGUUUAAAGCUUAUCAAUCUCUGUUUUGCUGAUGAUUUGAUCCUCUUUUGUAAGGGUACUCACUCGGCUGUUUUUUCUCUCAAAGUUGCUCUUGAUGAUUUCAGUUCAGCCACUGGUUUGACCAUAAAUUCAGCUAAGUCUCAAAUCUUUUUUGGCAGAGUUUCUUCUACUGUGAGAACCUUCAUUUCUCAGGAGAUGAAUCUUAUGGUAGGAUCCUUUCCGCUCAAGUACCUUGGGGUUCCUAUGAGGCCUACUAAGUGGCGUCAUGAGGACUGUGAUAUAAUUUUGCAAAAAUCAGAUUAA